This is a messenger RNA of Frieseomelitta varia, 4844 nucleotides long. RefSeq lists its product as uncharacterized. The transcript is spliced from 9 exons. Bases 1272 to 3863 code for a protein of 863 amino acids. The record is from RefSeq and is a predicted model, not a curated record. NCBI's taxonomy places the organism in Eukaryota, Metazoa, Arthropoda, Insecta, Hymenoptera, Apidae.
UAAUUGGCUAUGUAUUUCUAUCUCGUCGUCUGCAUUAAAGGGCAAGUGACAGCUCGAACUAUAUUGUUGACAUUCGUAUGAAAAUUACGCUACCGCGUCGUACCUACGAAAACUGUAAUUUUAUAUGCAAUUAAAAUCGAGACAUACAAGUGGAUUUUCUCUUUCUCUCUCUCUCUCUUUUUCAUUGAUAUAAAAGCUUUAAUCAAACGAUACUGGUGAAUUGUGAAUACAUAGGAGGAAAACUUCGAAUUAAAUGAUAAUCGGUGUUUGAGAAGUAUAAUUACACAGAGCUAAUAGAUUUGAAACGUUCAACAAUUACGAUUAAACGUGGUGUCUAUAAACCUUUUCGGCUGUUCCAUAUUGAUUAGUAUCGUUUAGCAGUUCUAACUUCUAACAAUGACUGCUUAUUGGAAAACUCUGUUCAAGCACCGCCGUAAACGUUGUUCCCAGUAGUAUGUUCCCGACAGUGAACGAUAAAGUGCGUGCGUAAAAGUGAAUCAAUCCGUAUGGUAUUACGCGCAGUUAGAACGGCGUCGUUUUCUUAAAAAAGAUUAUUAAUUUCUUUGAUCGAUAAUUGAUAUUUUCAAUGAUCUUGAUGCAUGUUAACCAGAUUCGUACGAAAAGUAUGUUUCAAUCUAAUCCUGCAAAAAGUUAUAAAAACUUGCUUAUUUCUUAAAUAAGCGGUUUCAAAUAACUGGCUCGUUUCUAAACACUGUUGUUUUAAUUCCGUGUUUGUAUCGUGGUUUUAACAGCUUUCACCUCGCAUCAUAUUAAUAUUUCAUUAGUCAAAUCUUACAUACUCGCGCAAAAUUACGAUAAGAAUAAAUUAAAAGUAUUUCGUUCAGUCAAUAACACUGUUGUUCACGAUCGUUUAGAAAUCAAAAGUAGCGCGCAGAAAAUUCGCAACACAGUGUAACCUAUGUACAACGUAAAAGUAUUGCCGUUAAAGGUGUCCAUGGUGUUUUUUUGCAUUGAAUUUCACGCCCUUCUCACGAAAUUGGGAAAUGAGAUCUUCGACGAUUAUUCGUGCGAGUAACAAUUAUCGCUUGGAUCGACUUGGUUGAUCCGUUGAUCUGUUCGAUGUUUCAUUGAAGAUUCGAGGUCCAGUGAAGGAAUCGAUUUGGUGGCUGUAUGCGGUUAACGGAAAUAACACGAUCGAUUCGAAGUGAAAUUGUAAAAAAGUAGUGAAACGGGCAAAAAAAAGACGGUUUCGGAAUGACCUGUGGCGGUGGCAACAUCUCGUUAGAAAUAUCGGGCGGGGAGGAGGAGGCAUGGAAGCUGAAGCUGGUCGGCAGUCUCACCAUCACCAGGGGCUGCAGCUUACCCUGCCAUCCCCGGGAAUCCCCGGAUUAGAUGUCGUCAGAGCCUUGCAUCAGACUGUGAUAUCGCUGCGCUCCGCGCUGGAUUCCUCGCGGGAAGAACUCCGCCGUUUUAAGGAGAGCGUCGGUGAUUUUUCUGGCGAGAGCUACGUUGAUGUCGUCGAGAGGCUCGCGCUUGAGAAUCACGUCCUUAGGCAAAAGAUCCUAAGCAGGAACAGUGAGUUUUCUAGUGAUGCUGCUACAAGCCCGCCGCCCCAGGCCCGUCUUUUUUCACUCGCAGUAGAGGACAUCAAAGAUCUGUCCGAGCAAGCAGGCGUACUCAUGGACGCAUCCAGGGACAAAGUCGACACGGAGGACAUGGCAGAGCCAUCCAAGUCGGUUAUCGGGGCUCGUGCCGAUAGCAACGCCAGCGGUAACGACGAAAGUCCCGACUUGCAGUCUGACACGGUCGAGAAAGUACCUAAGGGUCAUGCGGGAUCCUCGUCGAAGCCGGAGUCCAGGAAUCAGAAGUCGAAGUGCACGACGCCGAGAGACGUGACUGCUGUUAAACCUCAGGUUGGAUUGUCUGGUGUCAGUUCGGACGAUACGGUGAAAAGUGGAACUUCGAUGGAGGUUGCUUCUGCCUUGACAAAUAGACAAUCGAAAGACGUCGAGGUGGAAGACAAGAACGAGGUUCAAACCGAUCAUUUGGAAGUACCGGAGAAGGAUCUCGAGGAUCUAAGCUUGAAAUCCGACGGCGAUAACUCGGUAUUCAGCGAUAAUCCCGAUGCUCAAGUGUCGCAGCAGCAUCAACGCCAGAACCAGCCGGCCGAUCAGCCAAAGCCGAACGAUCAGUCCGAGAACGAGUCUGAAGAGCUCGAUGACAUCGAGCUGAUAUUCACGACGGACGAAACUUGUCGUGAUCUUGGUCUUCAGGAGGAUCUCGUUUCCAUAACCGAAACCGAAACCUGGCAGCAACCUGCGUCUACCGGUCAACCGGCGUUGCUGAAGUACACCAAAUCAGCGGAAGGUGAAUCGUUAGUUUGCAAUGGCGAGAAGACCAGCUCUGUUGACGAGGCGGUUUCCUCGCAGAGUUCGAGCAUCGAUCGCGAGGAAAGCGUGGACAGGUUCGACGAAAGUUCCAGCACCAGGUUGAACAAAAUAUGGUCUCAGUGUUCGGUGUUGGUCGAGACGGACAUCAGCAAGUGCGGGGUUGUCGAGGAACCUGAACAUCCUACCAGACACGCGGUCAGAAGGAACACUUUAGCUGCACCACCAACCGCAUACAGACCAAUCAUUCACCGCGAAGCUUUAGCGGGUAGCCGACGAAAGAGUUCGGCCCCGUUGAGACCGGUGAUGGACAGAAUUAGCGGAGCAAGACGAGAGUCUGGUGCCCAAACAGACAUUUCCGCGCUUCCAGCUCACUGGCGUUCUGAGAGCUACCUCGCCCACAAAGUAGCUCACACGUUUACCACGUUACCCAGUAAAUUUGCUCUGCCGACCGGGGUGCCUGGAAGACUUCGAUUGUCCGAUAAAACUCGAGAAGCAAGAAGAGUAAUGUUGUCGGACAUCAGUUUCACUAGCAUGGUGCCAGAACUGUCCAGAAGCGCUGAUCAUCUCUGUCACGAUCCACAUGCACAGACCUGUUUCAGUUCUCGCGGUUGUGGCCUUCGAACACCGGACGUGCACCGUCGCGAAUCACUCGGCUCUCCGGCAGGAUUUUGGCCUCGUUGCAACCCCAGCACAGGACUUCCGAGUCCUUGCGAUUGUCGUCUCUCCACUGACCUUUACUCCUCUCGAUAUCGUGGUUCUUUGUCUUCGAUCCCGUCGCCUGGAUUGGAGGUUGUCGGUGGUCCACCACGAAGACACUCGUGGAGAGCAACUGCAGCGUCCUUCGAUACUUGGAGAGUUCCGGUGGCAACUUCUACGCCCAGACCAACCUGGUCUAUGCCUUCUUCUCCUACACACGUGCAUCCUCCUGCGACAUCCUCGAAAACUUCUAAAAGCGUUCCAAAGAGAACACGAUCGAAGGUCACUUUCCAAGAAUGCCCAAUGACGCGAGGCAGUUUGCCAAAUCUGCGUUCGGAUUUGGUGACCGGCGAUAACAGCGGCGAUUCAACCGAGUCGUUGAUUGACGAGGCGGAGGAUUAUUUACGACGAAGCAUCGACUCCAUGCUGACAAUCUCCAGUAGCGGCGUCAAUUCCGAUUAUUGGAAUCGACAGACAACCAGGCGGAGACGUGCGCGACGAUACUCCGAGCCUGAUCUAAUCCGUGACUGGCAUCCCCCGCAGGAUGCCAGACCGUACCUGCCAAAGAUACCAAGGGAUCUCAAGCUGGAUCAUCUUGUGAAGGUUAUAUCGCCCGAGGGGAAAGUUCUUCAAGGACGAGUCAGAUACGUGGGACCUGUACCAGGUCGAGAGGAAACUCACGUAGGCGUGGAGUUACCCUAUUCGAAUGGUUCCUCCGAUGGCACUUUUCAUGGUAGAAGAUUCUUCGAUUGCGAUCCGGAUCGUGCGAUUUUCGUUCCCUUCAAGAAAGUGAUCCUGGCCUGGUGUACCACUUGACCCGAGCCACCGAGCAACCUCACGACUCCCCGAAUUCUGCUGUCUCAGUACACCAUGUGAAUCGAGAAAGGAAACGAUGAAACACGUAUGUAUGCAGGUACAUAUAUAUAUGUACACACGUACGUGCGCGCGAUCUCUGGUGGUUUCUCAACGAGUACGUGACACUUCUUUUCACCAUACUAAUCCACGAAACGCCACUUGACAUACAAAGAGGAGAAGAAGGGUAAGUUCUCGAUAGAGAGAGAGAGAGAGAGAGAGAGAGAGAGAGAGAGAGAGAAAGAGAGAAACGCGUUUAAAGUCGCAAAUUUCAAACGACAAAUUCGCAUCGUCGUUCCGUGAGCGAAACUCCUUUGUCGAAUUUCUUUUUCUCUCGUACAUGGAAAACGGAGAUCUCAUUGAUUGUACCUUAAAAUCGAGAAGAGUAUUUGCAUUGAUUAGGAGUAUAAUCGUUCGUCUAAGGUUUAAAAUACGAAGUUUCGACCUCGAUCACCGCAAAGAAAGAAUUCAAGACAAAUAUUCGAUGUGUUUAUUCGAUGUGAGGGUAUUCUAGAUAACUAGUUACCGAUAUAUCUCUGCUGAAAAUCGGCAAAUCAGUAUUAUUAUUAUCGUUCGGGUCUGUAAAUUAAUAAAUCGUGCGUGUAUCGUUGCCGAAGUGAUGCAGAGGACGCCGGGUCUCUCGCGAUAAUCAAUUGUUCGCGCAACGAUUUCGAACCGAGGGCGAAGUAAGAAACAAGCUCUUUGAUUUAAGAGGGUUCGUCACAACUUGUCGACAUCGAUCUCUCGUCAUCGCGAUCGCAAUGAAGGACUCGCUAUUGUCAUUUACAUGCAACUAUAUUUUUAUAUUCCUUUCUACCGGUUUUCAUUUUUCUCGAACGAACGAACGAACGUUCAUCUAUAUUUUACAGCGUAGUGUGAUAUAUCCCCGCGAGAGGGGACAGAAGAAGAGAGAGAGAGAGAGAGAGAGAGAGAAAAAAAGAAAAA